AUCCGAAGAAAUGGGAACCCUUUGGCAUAAUUGUCAUUUUGCACCUCCAGUUCCUUUAGAUAGUAAAGUUUUCCCCUUUCGAAGAUUCUCUUUCGUCAAAGUUCGGUUCUCCACUAGGAUCGAUCCAAUUCUCUGCAGCAGAGCGAAGAGCUUGAAAAUGGCGACGUCUGAGCGAAGCCCAGCUGUUGAACAGCAGAGGGUCGUAAUCUCAAACAGUCAUGACGAGAAGAUCGUCGGUCUGCUUCAUGAGACUGGGUCGAGAGAAAUAGUGAUCUUAUGCCAUGGAUUUCGAGCAAACAAGAAUCACCGAAUUAUGACUAAUGUGGCUGCUGCUCUAGAGAAUGAAGGGCUCACUGCUUUCCGUUUCGAUUUCUCUGGCAAUGGAGAAAGCCAAGGCAAUUUCCAGUACGGUCAUUAUUACCGCGAAGCUGAUGAUUUACGGUCUGUAAUUCAACACUUCUCUAACAUGAACCGUGUGGUAACUGCAAUUCUCGGACACAGUAAAGGAGGUGAUGUUGUGCUCCUCUAUGCCUCGAAGUAUCAUGAUAUUCCCAAUGUGGUGAAUGUCUCGGGACGGUAUGAUCUGAAAAGAGGCAUCGGAGAACGUAUAGGAGAGGAUUUCUUGGAGAGGAUUAAACAAAACGGGUUCAUCAAUGUGAAGGAUAAAAACGGAAAUUCCGGGUAUCGGGUGACGGAAGAGAGCUUAAUGGAUAGGCUGAACACUAAUAUGCAAGAAGCAUGUCUGAAAAUCGACAGAGAAUGCAGGGUCUUGACGGUUCAUGGAUCGGUUGAUGAGAUAAUUCCAGUGGAAGAUGCAAUGGAAUUUGAUAAGAUCAUACCUAACCACAAGCUGCACAUUGUGGAAGGAGCUGACCAUGGAUACAGUAAUCAUCAAUCUGAAUUAAUAUCUCUUGUUUUGGAUUUCAUUAAGGCAGGUAUUGCAAAAAUCUAGCCUCUCUUUUUAAAACUAGCCCGAGUUAAUCAUAUAUUGUAUUGUUUUGGAGUUCAUAAUGGCAGAGAUUGUAAUAAAUCCUUUAUUACAUGAAACAUCCUUCUUCAGUA
This is a messenger RNA of Tarenaya hassleriana, 1062 nucleotides long. RefSeq lists its product as uncharacterized. The transcript has 7 exons. Bases 11 to 952 code for a protein of 313 amino acids. Gene Ontology annotation, cellular component: cytosol. Lineage: Eukaryota; Viridiplantae; Streptophyta; Magnoliopsida; Brassicales; Cleomaceae. The record is from RefSeq and is a predicted model, not a curated record.